This is a messenger RNA of Gekko japonicus, 1761 nucleotides long. It is a transcript of the gene BZW2, whose product is annotated as basic leucine zipper and W2 domains 2. Gene Ontology annotation, molecular function: protein binding. Lineage: Eukaryota; Metazoa; Chordata; Lepidosauria; Squamata; Gekkonidae. The record is from RefSeq and is a predicted model, not a curated record. Gene Ontology annotation, cellular component: membrane; cytoplasm.
CACUUCUCCAUUGUUUAGUAUUGCUGCUUACUGCUGCCGGCGCAUCUUUACUUCUUCUCCGUAGAUAAGAGCAACUACCCCAAGAAAGAAAUUUUAUGAAUAAGCAUCAGAAGCCGGUGCUAACAGGCCAGCGGUUCAAAACUAGGAAGAGGGAUGAAAAGGAGAAAUUUGAACCCACGGUCUUCAGGGAUACAAUUGUCCAAGGCCUCAACGAAGCUGGUGACGACCUGGAAGCUGUAGCCAAGUUUCUGGAUGCAACAGGAUCAAGGCUAGAUUAUCGUCGCUAUGCUGACACUCUCUUUGACAUCUUGAUAGCUGGCAGCAUGCUGGCUCCAGGAGGGACAAGAAUAGAUGACAAUGAUAAGACCAAGAUGACCAAUCACUGUGUGUUCUCUGCAGAUGAAGAUCAUGAUGCCAUCCGACAUUAUGCUCAGGUCUUCAAUAAACUUAUCCGGAGGUAUAAAUAUUUGGAAAAGGCAUUUGAAGAUGAAAUUAAAAAGCUCCUGUUAUUCCUUAAAGCCUUUUCUGAAACAGAGCAGACAAAGUUGGCAAUGCUCACUGGUAUCUUGUUAGCCAAUGGAACACUUCCUGCUACUAUUUUAACAAGCCUUUUCACUGACAACAUUGUCAAAGAAGGUAUUGCCGCCUCGUUUGCCGUAAAACUUUUUAAAGCAUGGAUGCUAGAGAAAGAUGCCAAUUCAGUUACCUCCUCUUUAAGGAAAGCUAACUUAGACAAGAGGUUGCUAGAACUGUUUCCAGCCAACCGACAGAAUGUGGAGCAUUUUGCCAAGUAUUUCAAUGAUGCUGGCCUAAAAGAGCUCUCAGAUUUCCUCAGAGUCCAGCAGUCCCUGGGGACUCGGAAAGAGCUGCAAAAAGAACUCCAGGAACGUCUUUCUCAGAAUGAAAGCCCAAUUAAAGAGAUGGUGCUUUAUGUAAAAGAAGAAAUGAAGAGAAAUGAUCUGCUGGAGCCAGCAGUGAUUGGACUCUUGUGGACUUGUAUAAUGAAUGCUGUCGAGUGGAACAAGAAGGAAGAGCUAGUUGCAGAACAAGCACUUAAGCAUCUGAAGCAAUAUGCACCUUUGCUGGCUGUGUUCAGCACCCAAGGCCAGUCGGAGCUGAUCCUUCUCCAAAAGGUUCAGGAAUACUGUUACGACAACAUCCACUUUAUGAAAGCCUUUCAGAAGAUUGUGGUGCUCUUUUAUAAAGCUGAUGUCCUAAGUGAAGAAGCCAUCCUGAAGUGGUACAAAGAGGCACAUCUUGCCAAAGGAAAAAGUGUGUUCCUUGACCAGAUGAAAAAGUUUGUCGAGUGGUUACAGAAUGCUGAAGAAGAAUCUGAAUCCGAGGGUGAGGAAAACCAAGAUGGAUGAACAAAGCACAAAUGUAUAGGCUGCGGCUGACUGCUUCUUCUUGGGAAUUUUUGUACUGUUCAAGCAAAAGACUCUUUACUUCAGUGUCAUACCGAAAACUCUAGGCUAGGCUUUCCUUUUGUUUAGAAGACUAAAAUAUUGGAGCCCUGAGGCAUUAGAUGCUGCACUUGGGACUCUUCCUCUGGCUUGCUGUGCGCUCAUGUAGGCAGAGGCAUUCAUCAAGGGAGACCUAUAGGGCAAAGAUGAAAUAAAAUACUUACAGACUCCUUUUUUAUUAGCAGUCUUUUCAGGUACUAAAUGUGAACACUUUAGUGUUUGUUCAUACGGUUCUUCUGUGCGUGUAGCUCAAUAUUUGCUUGUGUCUGUGAUUUGACAUCACCAUGUUUUUUUGGAA